Molecule: messenger RNA, 4485 nt
Organism: Conger conger (European conger)
Lineage: Eukaryota; Metazoa; Chordata; Actinopteri; Anguilliformes; Congridae
Gene: zfr
Product: zinc finger RNA binding protein
Exons: 20
Coding region: 73-3384 (1103 amino acids)
Cellular component (GO): precatalytic spliceosome
Molecular function (GO): zinc ion binding; single-stranded RNA binding; double-stranded RNA binding
Source: RefSeq, a predicted model, not a curated record
GUAUGACCUUCUGCUAUAUAAAUAUAUAUCGGAAGGGUGAAGAGUCAGAGUUCGUCGGAAAACAGGAACCCAAUGAUUCCCAUAUGCCCAGUAGUGUCCUUCACCUAUGUGCCCAGCCGGCUAGGUGAAGAUGCCAAAAUGGCUACCGGCAACUACUUUGGAUUUACCCAUGGUGCUGCUGCGCAGUACAGUCAGCAGCCGGCCCCGGCGGUGGCCUACACGCACCCCACCACGGUGGCGAGCUACACGGUGCACCAGGCUCCGGUGGCAGCUCACACCGUAGCCGCCGCCUACGCCCCCACUGCCGCCACUGUGGCCGUCGCCCGACCGGCGCCCGUCGCCGUGGCAGCGGCCGCUAACGCCGUCACCGCCUACGGAGGCUACCAGCCUGCCCACGCCGCCACCGAAUACGGCUACGCGCAGAGACAGCCUGAGGUCCCGCCCCCUCCCCCGCCCGUCACCUCUCAGAACUACCAGGACUCGUAUUCAUUCGUGCGCUCUGGCGCCCCCGCUGUUGCGUAUGACAGUAAGCAGUACUACCAGCAGCCCUCGGCUACAGCAGCAGCGGUAGCGGCAGCCACAGCUCAGCCGCAGCCCAGCGUGGCCGAGUCCUACUACCAGUCCGGCACGAUGAGCACCUCCUGGGAGACCACGUGGAAGAAGACCAUCCAAGCCCCUAAGACGGUGUACACUCCGGCUGCCAGCGCACAAUACUCGCAGGCGCAGCAGACCCGCCAGGUUACCGCCAUCAAGCCCGCGGCUGCCAGCCCCGCCACCUCCACCUUCUCCAUCUACCCCGUCUCCUCCAGCGUGCAGCCGGUCGCCGCGGCAGCAGCGGCCUCCGUGGUGCCCGCCUACUCCCAGAGCCCCACCUACAGCACCAACGCCGUCACGUACUCCGGGACGUCGUACUCUGGCUACGAGGCGGCCGUGUACUCCGCCGCCUCCUCAUACUACCAGCAGCAGCAGCAGCAGAAGCAGGCCGUGGCCGCUGCAGCAGCGACCGCAGCGUGGACCGGCAGCACCUUCGCCAAGAAGCCCCCCUUCCAGAACAAGCAGCUCAAGCCCAAACAGCCCCCCAAGCCCCCCCAGAUCCACUACUGCGACGUGUGCAAGAUCAGCUGCGCCGGGCCCCAGACCUAUAAGGAGCACCUGGAGGGGCAGAAGCAUAAGAAGAAGGAGGCGGCUCUGAAGGUGUCUCAGGGCAGCAGUGUUGGCGGGGCUGGGGGUGCAAGCUCUGCCCGCGGAACCCAGAACCAGCUGCGCUGUGAGCUCUGUGACGUGUCCUGCACCGGGGCCGACGCCUACGCUGCUCACAUCCGCGGGGCCAAACACCAGAAGGUGGUGAAACUGCACACUAAAUUGGGGAAGCCAAUCCCGUCCACCGAACCCAGUGUCGUCACCCAAACAGCCACACCCUCCAGCACUGCCCCCAACAAAAUGGCCGCCUCAGCAUCCAACAGCGUAGCUGUCGGCAAUGGCCUGGCCACCCAAGCCCCACCCUCUGGCCCCUCCUCCACCACAGCCGCCACCUCUUCCUCCAGCCUGAAGCCAAUCAGCCUCCUCAACAGUGUCGGGGGCGUGGCUGCCAAGAGCCCCGCCCCCCUCGGCGUCCCCUCAGCCAUCAAGAAGGUCAACACCCCGAAGAUCAACUUUGUCGGAGGAAGCAAGCUGCAGACCACUGGAGCCAAGAUGGACGAGGCGAAGACUGAGACGCCCAAGCCAGUGCAGCCCCUGAUGGCCACCCAGGCCCAGGAGAUAAAGGCCGACUCUGCGGCUGAGUCACUGUCCGCACAGUCUGCCCUGGCUGCACUGCAGAACGAUGUCCAGCCAGUGGGACACGACUAUGUGGAGGAGGUGCGUAACGAUGAAGGAAAAGUGAUCCGGUUUCACUGCAAGCUGUGUGAAUGCAGCUUCAACGAUCCCAACGCCAAAGAGAUGCACCUGAAAGGGAGGAGGCAUCGACUGCAGUACAAGAAAAAGGUGAACCCAGACCUCCAGGUGGAAGUGAAGCCCAGCAUCCGCGCAAGGAAGAUCCAGGAGGAGAAGAUGAGGAAGCAGAUGCAGAAGGAGGAGUACUGGAGGAGGCGCGAAGAGGAGGAGCGCUGGAGGAUGGAGAUGAGACGGUACGAGGAAGACAUGUACUGGAGACGGAUGGAGGAGGAGCAGCACCACUGGGAUGAGCGGCGGAGGAUGCCGGAUGGGGGGUACCCCCAGGGCCCAUCUGGGCCCCCCGGUCUUUUGGGGGUACGGCCUGGCCUGCCCAUUCCCCAGCCUCAGGGGCCUGUGCCCCCACGCCGUCCGGAUUCCUCAGACGACCGCUACGUGAUGACCAAACACGCCGCCAUCUACCCCUCGGAGGACGAGCUCCAGGCCAUCCAGAAGAUCGUGUCCAUCACAGAGCGGGCUCUGAAGCUGGUGUCUGACAUCAUCACGGACCAGGACAAGGACAAGGGCAAGGACGAGGACAAGGACAAGGACAAGGACAAGAAGGACGUCCCGAGGGACAGGGCUCUGAAAGGGGUGAUGAGGGUCGGUGUUCUGGCCAAGGGCCUCCUGCUUCGGGGAGACAAGAAUGUGAACCUGGUCCUCCUCUGCUCUGAAAAACCUACCAAGAGCCUCCUGUCCCGCAUCGUGGAGCACCUGCCCAAGCAGCUCACAAUAGUCACGCCGGAGAAGUACGAGGUCAAGGGUUCUAUCCAGGAGGCGGCCAUCAUCCUGACGUCCUGCGCUGAGACCAAGAUGGAGGUCACCAUUACGCUGACCUCGCCAGCCAUCCGUGAGGAAAACGCACGGGAUGGAGAUAUAACCUUGGUGAAAGACCCAGCGGACGUCUUGGACAGAGUAAAAUGCCUUGAUGCUCUGGCUGCUCUACGCCACGCUAAGUGGUUCCAGGCUAGAGCCAAUGGGCUGCAGUCCUGCGUCAUUAUUAUUCGUAUUCUGCGUGACCUGUGCCAGAGGGUGCCCACUUGGUCUGCUUUUCCCGGCUGGGCCAUGGAGCUGCUGGUGGAGAAGGCCAUCAGCAGUGCGUCUGGACCCCUGAGCCCCGGAGAUGCCCUGCGGAGAGUGUUUGAGUGCAUUUCCUCUGGAAUCCUGCUGCCAGGGGGACCGGGGCUGGUGGACCCAUGCGAGAAGAACCCCACAGACACACUGAGCACCCUGAGGGAGCAGCACAGAGAGGACAUCACAUCCAGCGCACAGUUUGCCUUGAGGCUGCUCGCGUUCCGGCAGAUCCACAAAGUCUUGGGCAUGGACCCGAUGCCACAGAUCAACCCGCGAUUCAACGUGCGCAACACUCGCAAGAGACGACGCGACAACAGUGAUGGAGACGGCGGCUUCGAGGGCGAGGGGAAGAAGGAUAAGAAGGACUACGACAGCUACUAGGGACCGCGGCUUCAUGGCCCGCCAGAAUCUUUUCCCUGUUUUUACUAUUUUCACAAUCUAUUUUUGUGGCCGCUUUCGUGUCGUAGCAUCGGUCUGUCUCAUUCAGUCCCGUUUGGUUACCGCGUCGACCAGACUGCCGCUAAAAAUGGGCAUUACGACAAACGCUAACUGUGUGUGUUGUGUUGUUUUAGCUUCAGGCGAAUCUGACCUGUGGUUCAGAUGGUCACUCACUCUAGCUGAAGCAGCGGUUAUUACCAUAGAUAUUUAAUUCCUAAGCUCUGCAGCGCCUCUGUGGAACAAUAUUAACUUUUUUAUUUUUUAUUUUAUUGUGGAAUGUAAAUUAAUUUCUCUCCGCUGUUAAGCUUAAAAAUAAAAUCAAAGCCACAUGAGGAAUGGUUACAUUACAGUUGUAGAUAUGGUUUAGACAUAAUCAAAUCACUCAGAUCUUUACAAGCAUUUUAUUUUUUAAUUGGUCAAAUUCAGGUUUGGCAAUCUGUAGGCAAUGUGAAGCACACUAUCUCGGGUCAUAGAUUUAUUUUUUUGAGUUGAGUAAUGUUGAGUAGUCUAAUUUUAAUCGCACAAUGACAUGGUGUAUAGCUAGGAUCUUCUUUCAAGGCCGGACUGGAACGGAUCUGUUUAUAUUCGGCUAGUCUGAUCUCAUGUGUUCACAGGUCCGUGGCGUUGUUACAUUUCCGUAAAACUGGUUCCUGAAGUUUGUGUUCGUAGUGCGGUUUAUUUCUAAGCAUAGCAUUAAUAUACAAAUAAACGUAUAUAUAAUCUUGCAAGAGUAUAAAAGUGUAAACUUAUGAUUUAGAAAAAGACUAAAAAGACUUUUGCAUGACAGUGUUCUUUUGUUGUAUUAUGGCUUUUAACGUUUUGAAGGUUUUAUUCACUAAUGGAAGAUUUACUCCUUGACCCUUUACCUCAGUUUGCUACAGCAUAGUACCUUUAAAGAGAUGUAUAGAGAAACUAUAAAGAAGUGUGGGGCCGGGGUGCCCCAUCAGUGUUGUAGUGCGGUUUUCAGUGUAGAACCAACCCUCUGAUGCCUGUCUGUCUCAAUACUGCAUUACAUUGGACAGAAUAAAGACCUUUCCAGAAUUA